This is a messenger RNA of Mytilus californianus (California mussel), 2825 nucleotides long. Its product is annotated as mucin-2-like. Lineage: Eukaryota; Metazoa; Mollusca; Bivalvia; Mytilida; Mytilidae. The transcript is spliced from 4 exons. The record is from RefSeq and is a predicted model, not a curated record. Bases 1 to 2589 code for a protein of 862 amino acids.
AUGAAAAAUUUACCCGCUCCAAAACCAAAUUCGAAAGGCGUAAAGCCCAACUCAAAAGCCACUAAACCAAAUUCGAAGGCCACUAAACCAAACUCCAAAGGGAAACCAACAAAGCCAAAUUCAAAAGCCACUAAGCCAAACUCCAAAGGAAAACCUACAAAGCCAAAUUCAAAAGCUACUAAGCCAAACUCCAAAGGAAAACCUACAAAGCCAAAUUCAAAAGCUACUAAGCCAAACUCCAAAGGAAAACAUUCAAAGCCAAAUUCAAAAGCUACUAAGCCAAAUUCCAAAGGGAAACAUUCAAAGCCAAAUUCAAAAGCUUCUAAGCCAAAUUCCAAAGGAAAACAUUCAAAGCCAAAUUCAAAAGCUUCUAAGCCAAACUCCAAAGGGAAACAUUCAAAGCCAAAUUCAAAAGCUUCUAAGCCAAACUCCAAAGGGAAACAUUCAAAGCCAAAUUCAAAAGCUUCUAAGCCAAACUCCAAAGGAAAACAUUCAAAGCCAAAUUCAAAAGCUUCUAAGCCAAACUCCAAAGGGAAACAUUCAAAGCCAAAUUCAAAAGCUUCUAAGCCAAACUCCAAAGGGAAACAUUCAAAGCCAAAUUCAAAAGCUACUAAGCCAAACUCGAAAGGAAAACCAACUAAGCCAAAUUCAAAUGGUAGACCUACGAAACCAGUGCGUCCAAGACCUUCUAAGACAUCAUCUGCAACUCAAGUUCCACAAACAAGACCACUUGUUACAAAUAGGCCACAAACUCAACCGCCUGCAACAAAGCCACCUGCAACCAACGCACCACAAACCCAACCGCCUGCAACAAGACCCCAAGCAACAAACGCGCCACAAACCCAACCGCCUGCAACACACGCACCACAAUCCAAACCACAGGUUACAAACGCACCUCAAACCCAACCGCCUGUAACUCAAGCGUCGAAACCAACAAAAGGGAGCGGUGGUUCUUCAUGGAACGGAGAUUCCUCAAGCAUAGAACAUGGCGGCAAUCGGCCAUCAUGCCAUUCACACAAUGGACGUCCAUGUUGUAAAAAUCAUGGUGGACCUGCUAUAAAUGUUGACGUCCAUGUCCAUAUAGAUGGUGGCAAUUAUGGAUUUGGCAACUGUCCAGCUUGCAACAACAAUGGUGGUAAAUCACAGAAAAAUUCUUCUACAAAACAACCAAUGGUCAAUAUGCAAAAAACAGUUGCAACAACGUCCAGUAUGUUGAAAGCAUUAGUUACUACUGAAAAACCAACAACUGAAAAACCAACGACUGAAAAACCAACGACUAUUAAAACACCACCAGCAACUAAAAAACCAACGACUGAAAAACCAACUACAGAAAAGCCGACGACUAUUAAAACACCCCCAACAACUGAAAAACCAACAACUGAAAAACCAACAACAAUAAAAACACCACCAACUACAACAACAGUUUUACCAACUACAGACCAACCAAUAACGUCAACAGCACCAACAACGAAUGCUACAAAAACGACAGAACAACCUACAACAAUAAAAUUGCCACCCACUACAGAACAACCAACAACGACAAAAAUGCCACCCACUACAGAACAACCAACAACGACAAGAAUGCCACCCACCACAGAACAACCAACAACAACAAGAAUGCCACCCACCACAGAACAACCAACAACAACAAGAAUGCCACCCACUACAGAACAACCAACAACGACAAAGAUACCACCAACUACAGUCCAACCGACAACGACAAUUGCUCAAUCGACUACUGAUAAACCCACAACAGAUAAGCCGACUACAUCAAAGCCAACUACAGACAUUCCAACAACCGAUAAACCAACUACUGAUAAACCAACAACAUCUGUACCAGUAACUUUUAUUCAAACAACUAUUUUAUUUACAAAUAUUCAUACUUCUACAGAUCAAUCAACUUCUGACAAGCCAACAACUGCCAAACCUACCACAAAAAAACCUACAACUGACCAACCAACCACAGUUCAACCAACUACAGCUAAACCAACAACUGUUCAACCAACUACAGCCAAGCCAACAACUGUUCAACUAACUACAGCUAAACCAACAACUGCUCAACCAACUACAGCUAAGCCAACAACUGCUCAACCAACUACAGCUAAACCAACAACUGCUCAACCAACUACAGCUAAGCCAACAACUGCUCAACCAACUACAGUUAAACCAACAACUGCUCAACCAACAUCUGCUCAACCAACUACAGCUAAACCAAAAAGUGCUCAACCAACUAUCGUCCCAACUACUCAAAAACCAAGUUUUACUUGCUAUACCUGUAAGGAUCAAGAAUGCCAAGACCAAAAACUCACAAGUUGUUCCUCUGGCUCAGAAUAUUGCAUGACGACCAUUCAGCAAGAUAAAAAUGGCAAAAGAAUAUUUACAAAAGGAUGUGUAACAGAAAGCGUUUGUAAGAAUAAAUGGUGGUUAGCUACUGCACCUAAUCCCGAUUGUCUACUUAACAUGGAUGAUGGACCUACUGGCUUACCAAACCAAGCAAUGACCUGUAGUUUCUGUUGUGUCACCAAAGAAUGUAACGAACACGCAGUUCCGGAAUUUUCAACAUUUUACACCUCUACAAGAAGGCGAUAGGCAGUGAUAAAAUAUACACUAAAUUAUUUAAUUUCAAGUGACUGUUUAUAUUGUCUUCUUAAUCACGUGAUUGAUGAAAUUGCUCAAAAUGGAAUUGAACAACUAACAACAAAUGAUACGAAUACCUCCAAUGUAGACAUUUUAACCCUUUUGAUAACUAUAUAUGAGACUUAUUCAACACCCAUGUACAAAUAUAUAUUCGCUAUAUAAAGGAGAUUAAAAUUAAGAAAACAAAA